Drosophila elegans is the source of this 5724-nucleotide messenger RNA. RefSeq lists its product as uncharacterized. Bases 73 to 5625 code for a protein of 1850 amino acids. Gene Ontology annotation, cellular component: cytoplasm. NCBI's taxonomy places the organism in Eukaryota, Metazoa, Arthropoda, Insecta, Diptera, Drosophilidae. The record is from RefSeq and is a predicted model, not a curated record. The transcript has 13 exons. Gene Ontology annotation, molecular function: metalloaminopeptidase activity; peptide binding; zinc ion binding. Gene Ontology annotation, biological process: peptide catabolic process; proteolysis.
UCCGCAUUCGGUCUUCGAACUCCGUUGUGUUUGGAGGUGUGACAAACUGCUUAAAGUGUGGCUACAACGAAGAUGAAGUGGUUUUUAUUGCUUGUGGUGACCGUUGGAAUAGGUUUGGCAUCGGCCGAUCUCAGCUAUACCCAUUAUCGCCUGCCGACGGCUCUGCGACCCCAAACGUAUCACUUGCGGAUCCUAACGCAGCUGGAAAACCCGGAAGAUCUUCGUUUUAGCGGCAAUGUGAAAAUCGUGAUUGAAGCCCUGCAAAACACAAAGAACAUAACGCUGCAUUCGAAGGAUCUUAUUAUAGAUGAGCCUCAAAUCACUCUUCGCCAAAUAAGCGGUGAAGGGAAGACGGACAACUGCGUAACUUCCUCGACUGUGAAUCCCACCCACGACUUUUAUGUUCUCAACACCUGUCAAGAAUUAUUGGCUGGCCAUGUCUAUGAGCUGAAUUUGCCAUUUUCGGCCGAGUUGAACCGCCAACUGGAGGGGUACUACCGUAGUUCAUACGUGGAUCAUGUGGCCAAUGAGACCAGAUGGAUCUCUAUUACCCAUUUUGAACCAGCUUCGGCUCGAAAGGCUUUUCCCUGCUUCGAUGAGCCCGGCUAUAAGGCAUCCUUUGUGAUCACACUGGGCUAUCACAAGAAGUUCACAGGUCUCAGCAAUAUGCCCGUGAAGGAAACUAAGUCACAUGAGACUCUUCCCGACUACAUUUGGACCGAAUUCCAAGAGUCAUUGCCAAUGUCCGCCUACCUGGUGGCCUAUUCCGUUAAUGAUUUCUCCCACAAGCCUUCAAAUCUGCCCAAUGGAGCCCUUUUCCGGACUUGGGCCAGGCCCAAUGCCGUCGAUCAGUGUGACUAUGCCGCAGAGUUUGGACCAAAAGUAAUCCAAUACUAUGAGCAGUUAUUCGGAGUAAAGUUGCCGCUGACGAAGGUCGAUCAGAUCGCAUUGCCCGACUUCAAUAUUGGUGCCAUGGAGAACUGGGGUCUUGUCACGUAUAGAGAAACUGCACUGCUAUACUCACCUGAGUUUUCCUCGCUGAAGGACAAACAAGAACUCGCCAACAUCGUGGCUCAUGAGUUGGCCCACCAGUGGUUCGGCAAUCUGGUCACAAUGCAAUGGUGGACUGAUCUCUGGCUUAAGGAGGGAUUUGCCACCUAUGUGGCUACCUUGGGCGUGGAGUACAUCCAUCCGGAGUGGCGUUCCAUGGAGCUGGAGUCGUUGUCCAACCUGCUAGCCAUUUUUCGAAAGGACUCCCUGGAGAGCAGUCAUCCCAUUUCGAGGCCUAUUGGAAUGGUUUCCCAGAUUAUCGAAAGCUUUGACGAGAUCUCGUACGAGAAAGGAUCUUCAGUGCUGCGCAUGAUGCACUUGUUCCUGGGCGAGGAAUCUUUCCGCUCCGGUUUGAAAACCUAUUUAGAAAGGUAUUCUUAUAAGAACGCCGAACAGGAUAAUCUUUGGGAGUCACUUACCCAAGCUGCCCACAAAAAUGGAGCUCUGCCAAAGAGCUAUGAUAUCAAGACAAUCAUGGACUCGUGGACUUUGCAAACUGGUUAUCCCGUACUUAAUGUAACCCGUGAUUAUACGGCCAGGACAGCGAAACUCAGUCAGGAGCGCUACCUCCUAAAUACUGAUAUUUCACGGAUGAACAGCGGUGGAUGUUGGUGGAUUCCACUGAGCUACACCACGCAAGCGGAAAGGGACUUUAACAACACGACCCCCAAGGCGUGGAUGGAGUGCAGCCCGAAUGGCGACAGUCUUAACAAAACCAUACAGGAUCUGCCUGGUGCCGAUCAGUGGGUAAUCUUCAACAACCAGUUGUCCACGCCCUACAAGGUCAACUACGAUGCCCAGAACUGGAAACUUCUGAUUGAGACUUUGAACAGCGAGGACUACCAAACAAUCCACGUGAUCAAUAGGGCUCAACUUAUAGACGAUGUCUUGUACUUCGCCUGGACAGGAGAACAGAACUACGAGAUUGCACUUCAAGUCAUUAAUUAUCUACAGAGAGAAACAGAGCUUCUUCCUUGGAAAUCGGCGUUCGACAAUCUAAAGCUGUUGAAUCGCAUUGUGCGACAGACACCCAGCUUCGAGUUCUUUAAGAACUACGUGAAAAAACUCAUCACACCUAUCUAUGAGCACCUGAAUGGCAUCAACGACACAUUUGAAUCGAUUCAACAGCAGGAUCGAGUUCUAUUAAAAACGAUGGUGGUCUUAUGGGCGUGCCAGUACCAGGUGGCAGAUUGCGUACCCCAGUCCUUAGCCUACUACCGCAACUGGAGAUCGGAGCCAAAUCCCGACGAGAACAACCCAGUGCCCAUAAAUGUGCGCAACACGGUCUAUUGCACCUCGAUCAGCCAUGGAUCCGAUGCCGAUUGGGAGUUCCUGUGGACGCGGUACAAGAAGUCGAAUGUGGCGGCCGAAAAGCGUACCAUUUUGACGGCCUUGGGUUGCUCCAAGGAGGUGUGGCUGCUGCAGCGUUACCUGGAGCUAAUCUUUGACCCCAAAGAGGAUAUUCGCAAGCAGGACUCGAAGUGGGCAUUCCAGGCGGUGGCCAAAACCGAGGUGGGCUUCCUGCUGGCCAAGAAGUACUUUAUGGACAAUGUGGACUUUAUACACAAGUUCUACCAUCAGCUUACUAAAAGCAUGGCUCCUCUCCUAGAGCCACUUCGAUUGCAGGUCUUUGUCCGUAAAGACUACAAUGAGUUCAAGGAAUUUGUUGUGAAUUCAAAAGAGUCCUUUAAGGGUUCGGAGGAGGCAAUUCAACAGACCUUGGAGAUUAUGUUGACCAAUGUGCAGUGGAAGGAGCGAAACUAUGAACAGUUCACCCGUGCCAUUAAACGUAUCGAAAUGAAAAGGCUUCUGCUAUUUGUGGUGGCACUUGGCCUGAGAUUAGCAUCGGUCGAUUCCAGCUACGACUAUUUUCGACUCCCAACUGCUCUUCGACCACAGAAGUACGACUUGCGCAUCUUGACACAUCUGGAAAAUCCCGAUGAUCAUCGCUUUAGCGGUUAUGUGAAAAUCGCAAUAGAAGCUCAGCAGAACACGAAGAACAUAACUCUUCACUCGAAGAAACUUACGAUCAACGAGACUCAAAUCACUCUUCGACAAAUAAGCGGUGAUCGCAAGUCUAAUAACUGUGUCAACUCCACGGAGGUGAAUCCCACCCACGACUUUUAUAUUCUCAGCACCUGUGAAGAGCUCUUAGCUGGCCAAGUCUAUGAGCUGAAUUUGCCCUUUUCCGCCAAGUUAACAGACCAACUUGAAGGUUACUAUUUGAGCUCCUACGUUAAUCCGCUGGCAAAUGAGACAAGAUGGAUCUCCAUUACGCAUUUUGAACCAGCUUCGGCUCGUUUGGCCUUCCCCUGUUUCGAUGAGCCCGGCUAUAAGGCACCUUUUGUGAUCACAUUGGGCUAUCACAAGAAGUUCACAGGUAUCAGCAAUAUGCCCGCUAAGGAAACUAAGCAGCAUGAAUACCUGGCCGAUUACGUAUGGACCGAGUUCCAAGAGUCAUUGCCAAUGCCCACUUACCUGGUGGCAUAUUCCGUUAACGAUUUCUCCCACAAACCUUCUACUCUGCCAAACGGCACUCUUUUCCGGACUUGGGCACGACCCAAUGCCGUCGAUCAGUGUGACUAUGCCGCAGAGUUUGGACCCAAAGUACUCAAGUACUAUGAGCAGUUGUUCGGCAUUAGGUUCCCGCUUCCAAAGGUCGAUCAGAUCGCCGUGCCAGACUUCAUUGCGGGUGCCAUGGAGAACUGGGGUUUGGUGGUCUACACGGAGAGUGCGCUUCUGUAUUCCGCUAAGUAUUCCGCGCUGGAGGACAAACAGGAAAUCGCCAAUGUGGUCGCUCAUGAGUUGGCCCACCAGUGGUUCGGCAACUUAGUGACUAUGAAGUGGUGGACUGACCUCUGGCUGAACGAGGGAUUCGCCACUUAUGUGGCCAGCCUGGGCGUUGAAAGCAUUCAUCCGGAAUGGCGUUCAGUAGAGAAGGAUUCACAUUCCAACCUCUUGACGAUUUUUCGAAAGGACUCCCUGAAUAGCAGUCAUCCGAUUUCAAGACCCAUUGAAAUGGUAUCGCAGAUUUCUGAAAGCUUCGAUGAGAUAUCAUACGAGAAAGGCUCCUCAGUGCUGCGCAUGAUGCACUUGUUCCUGGGAGACGAUUCAUUCCGCUCCGGUUUGAAAUCCUAUCUAGAAAGGUAUGCUUAUAAGAACGCCGAACAGGAUAAUCUGUGGGAGUCAUUUACCCAAGCUGCCCACAAAAAUAAUGCUUUGCCCAAGAACUACGACAUCAAGAUUAUAAUGGACUCGUGGACUCUGCAAACCGGCUAUCCUGUGAUCAAUGUGACCCGUGACUAUGAGGCAAAGACGGCGAAACUCAGCCAAAGGCGCUACCUCCUGAAUACCAAUAUAUCCAGAGCUGACCUCGGUGAAUGUUGGUGGGUUCCUCUGAGCUAUACCAACCAGGUGGAAAAGGACUUUGACAACACAAACCCGAAGGCGUGGAUGGAGUGCAGCGACAAUGGGGAAAGCCUGCCCAAGACUAUUCGUGGCCUUCCAGGAUCCGAUCAGUGGGUAAUCUUCAAUAACCAGUUGUCCACGCCCUACAAGGUCAACUACGAUGACCAGAACUGGAAACUUCUCAUUCAAACUCUGAAUAGUGAGGAGUUCCAGACCAUCCACGUGGUCAAUAGGGCUCAACUUAUAGACGAUGUCAUGUACUUCGCCUGGACUGGAGAGCAGAACUACCACGUGGCACUGCAAAUGUUGAACUAUUUGCAGAGAGAGCGGGAGCUUCUGCCUUGGAGGUCAGCCCUAGAGCAUCUACAGAUUCUAAGUGUCAUUUAUCGCCAGACUUCGAACUUUAAGUUCUUUAAGCCCCUGAUAGCAAAGCUGAUCACCCCAGUAUAUGAGCAACUAAAGGGCAUAAACUAUACAGAUUUCCAGAACCAAAAGCAGGAUGAUAUUCUCCUAAAGACGACGGUGGCGAACUGGGCUUGCUGGUUUGAGGUUUCCGACUGUGUACCCCAGGCCUUGGCAUACUUCCGCAACUGGCGAUCUGUGGCUAAUCCCGAUGAGGAUAAUCCAGUUCCCCUCGGCGUUCGUAGCAUUGUGUACAGCACUUCCAUUGAACAUGGCAGCGAUGAGGACUGGGAGUUUCUGUGGGCGCGGUACCUGAAGUCGAAUGUGGCGGCCGAAAAGCAGAUCAUUAUGGAUGCUCUGGCCUGUUCGCAGGAGGUGUGGGUGCUGCAGCGAUAUCUGGAGAAGAUAUUCGACUCUAAAGGAGACAUACGAAAGCAGGAUUCAGCUUCUGUUUUCCAGUCAAUUGCCUCCAAUCCGGUAGGCUUUCUCUUGGCCAAGAAGUACCUUAUGGACAACGUGGACUUCAUCUCCAAAUUCUAUCAUCCCCAGGCCGAGACUAUGUCUGAACUUCUGCCGCCGCUUUCCGAUCAAGUCUUUUCCCGGAGAGACUACAAUGAGUUUAAGAGCUUUAUCGCCAAUUCACAGGAACAGUUCAAGAAUAUGGAUCAGGCAAUCCAUCAGAACUUGGAGAUAAUGCUGACCAAUGUGCAAUGGAAGGAGCGAAACUAUGACCAGUUCACCAGUGCUCUUCAAGAAGUUCUGUAGACUAAUCUAGUCUACCUAUUGGUCAGAGUCUUACAAAAAAGUAUCUUCUAGUAUUUAAAGAUUCCAUAACUUAAUUGGUCGAAUAAAAUACAUAUUACA